Molecule: messenger RNA, 1962 nt
Organism: Chrysoperla carnea
Lineage: Eukaryota; Metazoa; Arthropoda; Insecta; Neuroptera; Chrysopidae
Exons: 12
Coding region: 1-1962 (653 amino acids)
Source: RefSeq, a predicted model, not a curated record
AUGAAGUACAUAGCAAGUAAUUCGGGUAAUCCAAAGAAGAGAUUUUCGUUAUAUUUAGCAGCUCAACUUUCAUUUGGUUUAACUUAUAUUUAUUUACGCCAAGUAGAGUAUUUACUACAUGAUUCAAUUAUAUUCCACCAAGUUCAUAAAAGGGCAAAGCAAAGCACAGAGACACGUCCAAAGCAAAAAAAAGCGAAAAGGAGAUUAACGAAUCAGUUAGAGCCUGAAAUACAAGAUGAAAUACGGCGCAAUAUGAAAAAUAUGCAACGUUCCCUUCCACAUAUAAACCCAAAUUUAUUGUUAAAUCCAUCAAUGAAUCUAGUCCAGAAUGAAAGUUCUAUACAAGUUCGAGAUGAAUUAGCGCCAUUAAAUAGAGAAUCGCUCCCAGUGGGUGAUAUUGGUGAUGAAAAUAUUCCUGGUUAUUUCCUUCAGGAAAUACCUCCUCCCGGUCCUGUUUCUGCCAUAGAUAAAACAAUUGAAGAUGAGCAAUCACAAUCACAAUCCCAUCAACAAAUUACAGUUACAGUGGAUAUCCAUCCAGUUCCUCCUGAAUUUGCAAAUACAGAAGUCCCAUCUGUUGAUCCUAUUACGUUAGUAAAUAAAUCACCAACUGUGGGAAGAAUUAGAAAUGUGAAUUUGGAUGAAAUAAUAAGUUACCCGAGUGUUGAAGAUCAAGGUUUACGACAAGCAACUGAAACCGAAAGAAUGAUUAGUGAAACAAUUGCUGAAAUAGGUACGACUUUUGGACCACAAAUUGAAUCUACACCAUUACCAACUGCACGUCCAGGAGCAGAUACAGCUGCGCCGUUAGAUGUAAGUCUGAUAGAAUUGCAGAGUCAAAUUAAUAUUACACCAGUUGAAAGGCGUGGACGAAAACGUAAACGUGGAUGUUUAAUAGAUCUCGAAACAAGCAUUCCAAGUGAUAUACUCAAACGACAGAUAAAGGAAACACUUGAUGAGACUAAACCAUGGCCAACAAGAAUGCAUGAAGUUGAUUUGAAACUACGUGAAUUGAAAAUCAACAAUGAAAAUUUAUUUUGUAUUCCUGCUCACCGUAAUAUUAUGUCACAAGAAAUUCGACGAAAUUUCAUUUGGGAAUUUGUGGCACGCCCCUCACAUCAUGAUGAAAAUGAUAUUCUGAAAAAAAUAUUAGGAAUCAAGUCAAAUACGAAUGUAGCAGGUGAAACAGAAACAAGUGGAAAUUUAGCAUCCAAUCCAUCUUUGACGAACUUCGAAACACCGCGCGUCAGUAAACGUUUAAGUUUGGAGCAAAGUACGUUACCCAGUUCAACAGAGAAAAAAUCAUGUACGGACAAUAUAUCAAAGGUUCAGAAAGUACAACAAAAAUCACAACCUUUUUUAGAAACAAUCAGAGAGGGUAGUGAUCAAGAUUCAAUUCAAAGUAAACGAUCUACAACCCAUAGACAUGGAGCUUCAGAACCAAAGGAAAAACUUGAUCAAAUAACGGAAGAUCCAGUGCCAACGGAUAAACUUGAUCAAAGAACGGAACAUUCAGUGCCAACAGAUAUUAUACAAACAAUUAGUGCCAUUCAAGAGCCUGAAGUGGUGCAAGAACAAACAGUGGAGAACAUACAAGCAAUUCUAGAACCACUUCCUUCGUUAAUUAAUGAGAAUCUAGAUCUUGAAAUAACACAAGAAAAUGUAAUCCGACAGGAGAAAGAGAGAAGACAAGAAAAAUCUUCAGAAUCAUCAAACAUUUUUUACACCAAAACAGAUAAAUUCAAAAAAGAUAUUUGGAACCGAAUAAAAGAAUUUUGGAAUCAAGGACUAGAAGAUAUUCCAUUUUUAACUUUGUGUCCACCAAAUCAAACUAACAGAUUAAAGGCUGCAUCCACAUUUGGCUACUUAUUAGAAUUACACAAGCAGAAGAAAAUUGUGUUAUUGCCACUAGAAAAUUCCAUUUCCAUGGGCUAUAUUCGAAAAUAUAGAACCAAUGAAUAA